Molecule: messenger RNA, 3608 nt
Organism: Haplochromis burtoni (Burton's mouthbrooder)
Lineage: Eukaryota; Metazoa; Chordata; Actinopteri; Cichliformes; Cichlidae
Product: leucine-rich repeat-containing G-protein coupled receptor 5
Exons: 20
Coding region: 482-3301 (939 amino acids)
Biological process (GO): G protein-coupled receptor signaling pathway
Cellular component (GO): membrane
Molecular function (GO): G protein-coupled receptor activity; protein binding
Source: RefSeq, a predicted model, not a curated record
UGAAGUUAAUCCUCUCCUGUACGUUUUUAUUGGGGGGGACAUGCAUGUGACAUAAAUAAUGAGGGACAUGCUCUGUGGAUUUUAAUAUUUACUUGUUUUUUCACUGCUGCUAUUAAAAAUCACGGCACACGCUGAAGCAGAGACACACCGCCUAUAUAAAGUGAACCACGGUUUACACACUCCUGUAGAGUGAGUGGAGGGACACACACACGCACACUCUGGCUGUGCAGCUCCACGCGUUCAGCCUGGAAAGCGACCAAACUUCAGACAACCUGCACUUUUAUUCCACUCUUCAAAUCCUCUUUGUGCUCCACUUUACAUCCGGAUCAGAGGAAGUUAAAACUGAGCGGUUUCCAGUUUGCCUCUGGUGAGUAGGGACCAAAAACCACCACAACGUGAUCCGGAUCCCAGGCUGCAACUUUAUAUUUCCACAUCACUUCUGACUUAAACUUUCACCCUGCGGGGACAGACCACGCAGAACAUGCUAGGGUUUGUGCCUGUCCUAGCCGCCUUUGCGCUGCUCUCGGUGGGCUUCAGGAGCGCCGGGGCUGAGCUGGAGAUGCGGAGCUCCGCCGUGCCCGCGGUGCAGAGCGCUGCAGCUGGGUUGAACAGCUCCGGGGACGAGGUCGGGGAAGCGGGGCGGACCAGCUGCCCUGGCCGCUGCCGGUGUGAGGUGGACGGGCUGCUGCACUGGGUGGACUGUUCGGACCUGGGCCUCCGGGAGAUACCGAGCAACCUGAGCGUCUUCACAUCUUACCUUGAUCUCAGUAUGAACAAUCUGACUGUGUUAUCCAGCGGAGCUCUGUCCAACCUGCACUUCCUGGAGGAGCUGCGUUUGGCGGGAAAUGAUCUGACCUUCAUCCCCAGAGGAGCGUUCACUGGCCUCUACAACCUCAAAGUGCUGAUGCUUCAAAACAACCAGUUGAGAUCUGUUCCUGCUGAAGCCUUCAACAACCUGCACAACCUGCAGUCACUUCGACUGGACGCCAAUCAUAUCUCUAGUGUUCCCGCUGGCUGUUUCUCCGGCCUGCGUUCACUCCGUCACCUCUGGCUGGAUGAUAACUCUCUGAGGGAGGUCCCAGUGGAGGCGCUGGGCGAGCUCCCUGCCCUGCAGGCCAUGACACUUGCCCUCAACCACAUCAGCCACAUCCCCGACCAUGCCUUCAGCAAGCUGGGCCGCCUGGUGGUGCUGCAUCUCAACAACAAUAGGAUCGUUUCCAUGGGACCGAACUGCUUCCACGGACUCCACAGUUUGGAGACGCUAGAUCUGAACUUCAACAGCCUGGUGGAGUUUCCCACAGCCAUACGAUCACUCAGCCACCUCAAGGAGCUCGGAUUCCAUAGCAACAACAUCCAGUCUAUCCCAGAGCACGCCUUCACUGGGAACCCUUUACUGAACACCAUAUUUUUUUAUGACAACCCAAUUCACUCUGUCGGACGCUCGGCCUUCCAGAACCUACCAGAGCUUCGCAUGCUAUCUCUGAAUGGAGCUGCAGAUCUCACUGAGUUUCCAGAUCUGACGGGAACCAAAAGCCUGGAGAGCCUGACUAUCACCGGAGCUCAAAUCACCUCAUUGCCCAGUUCGGUUUGUGAGCAGCUUCCAAAGCUGCAGCUGCUCGAUCUCUCCUAUAAUCAAAUCCAGACUCUUCCCAGUUUUUCCGGCUGUGAGAGCAUUCGAAAAAUUGAUCUGCAUCACAAUGUGGUAGAAAAACUGGAGGAAAACACAUUCGCUGGUCUGCUAUCACUACGCUCACUUGAUUUGUCCUGGAAUCGACUGUCAUCAGUGAAGCCAAACUCGUUCUCUGCUCUCCCUGCUCUCACCAAACUUGACUUGUCAUCCAAUCAGCUUUCCUCUCUGCCUCUGAGUGGCCUGCAGAGUUUGACUCACCUGCGUCUGGCUGGAAACCAGCAGCUGAUGGAACUAAUAGCCCAAGAGGAUCUGCCUCGAGUCAGGGUGAUGGAGCUUCCCUACGCCUUCCAGUGCUGUGCCUUCAUCUCCUGUGAGCGGAGAGGUGGAGGUGCAGGAGGUUUGUCCUGGGAGAGAGAGGAAGCAAGAGACUCAGCUGGAAGAGAUGCAGCUAUCCUUUCCAGCCAAGUAGAUCAAGAUUGGGAAGAUUUCCUGAUGGAGUUGGAAGAUGAGCCCAAACCCCAACACUCAGUCCACUGCAGCCCGGCACCAGGACCUUUCCGUCCCUGCCUCCACCUGCUCGGCAGCUGGAUGAUCCGUGGUGGGGUUUGGCUUAUCGCAGCAAUCUCAUUGGUCAGCAACAGUCUUGUCGUCCUUUCAGUCUUCUUUUCUCCAGCCACUUCUCUCACUCCCCCCAAACUACUGAUUGGCUUACUUGCCCUGGUGAAUGGCCUGAUGGGAGUGUGGAGCGGCUGGUUGGUGGCAGUGGACGCUUGGACAUUCGGGAGCUUCUGGAGGUACGGGGCAAAGUGGGAGAGCAGCUUCCUGUGUCGAUUCAGUGGGUUCCUUUGUGUGUUUGCGUCACAGACCAGCCUCUUCCUCCUUACCGUUGCAGCUCUAGAGCGAUGCGUGGCCACCACUGUAGGACACAGCAAAACUGCUAGCAACAGUGGUCACUCUUCAUCGCCGUUAUCCUUCCGUGUUUCCAUCUGUCUGUGUUUCCUGUUGGGCUUCACUGUCACAAUACCCUCCCUGGUGGCCGGACACAGCAGCACCUCUCUCUGUUUACCGCUACCUUCCUCAUCAUCAUCGUCGUCCUUAGCCUUCUCCGUGUCUCUGGUGCUCUUCGACUCCCUCUGCUUCCUUCUCAUGACGUUCUCCUACACUCAUCUCUACUGUCGAGCCCACAAGACUCCACCCAGCUCAGAGGAGGAAGCAGCAUUGACGCGACAUGUGGCUUGGCUGCUCUUCUCUGACUGCCUCCUCUACCUCCCUGUUGCCUUCCUUACGUUCUCCUCCCUCCUGCGCCUACCAGCCGCUGGACCAGAGGCAGCGAAGGGGGUUCUGCUGCUUGUUGCCCCACUGCCAGCCUGUGUCAACCCUCUGCUCUACCUCCUCUUCAACCCGCUCGCCAGGGAGGAACUGGCCGCACUGGCCAAACGCACCUGCAAGGGCGUGGCACUACUGAAGCUACGCAGGCCGAGAAGAGGAGGAGGCGGAGCUGGAGGUCUGAGGCCAUGCACACUGGAUUUAGCGUACGACGAGGAUGCAGAGAAACAGUCAUGUGACUCAACGCAGGUGCUGGUACUUGUCGGAGGUGUCAAAGAAGAAGACGAGGAAGUGGGACAAGGAAAAGCAAAGAGUGACGCACAACAUUUAGCGACACUUCAAUAAACUGAACACAAACACAAAAGGUUUCAAGUCUCACUUGACAAAAGGUAAAUAAGAAAACGUUGUGCCAGCUGGUCACUGCAAUCAAAGAGCCCCUGAUUAGCUGUAACUAACUAUAAAGUAAAGUAUUGUUAAGUGUAACAGAUGACCAAGCCCUGUUUGGAUGGGAUUUCUUCAUGUAGGGAAAUCAGCUGAUUUAGUGUAAUUUUCUGUGAAAAAAAGUGUGUCCCAGGUCCUGUUUUACUUUAUCUGUCCUGUCCUAAUGGGUUUAAAGCAGUGACCAACAUUUAAUACAGUCAAAAAUUAUUUU